AUGACGUCUCCCCCGAGCGUUAUCGCCGUGCGAGCCAUUGAGCUACCUCCAAACUCGGCUACCAUCGGAGCACUAUAUGUUGGCUGGGGUAUUUCUAUGCUUGGCUUCGGUAUAUUCUGCCUCCAAGCUGUGAUCUACUUCACUCGAUAUGUCAACGAUUCGCGCUGGCGUAAGCUUCUCGUCUCAUUCAUAGCCUUACUCGAGAUCACUCACCAGGUGGUUAUUGGCCAUGCGUGUUGGCAGUAUAUCGUAAGGAACUUCGGAGAUGCCGAGGAGACGUUCGUCUCGAGGGCGGUGUGGAGCUUUAGUGCGGUUGUAUUUCUCAACGUGCUCGUAUCUGCCGUAGUGAAGAUAUUCCUUGGGUGGCGCAUCUACAUCAUCAGCAACGGCUGCUACUGGUGGCUGGCCUUGAUUAGCAUCAUGGCCGUAACUCAGAUGUCGCUUGGCAUAUCGUUCUCGGUUGAGGCUUCUCAACAGCCAGUCAACUCUCUCUUUGCUCUGAAGUCGCUCGCCACGGCCGCUCUGGCAAUAGGUGCAGCGACGGAUCUGCUCACUGCGGCUGUCCUCACUUACUAUUUGCACACCAUGCGAACGGGUUACGCAAAGACUGAGGGGAUUAUCAACAAAUUGAUCAUGUUCAGUGUCAACACAGGAGCCAUUACGUCGGCGUUCAGUCUUUCCGUCGUGAUUCUGUUCCAACUGAUGCCGCAUAACUUCAUCUUCGCCGCGAUAUGGUUCUUCGUGUCUAAGCUCUACUCCAACUCUUGUUUGGCAACGCUCAAUUCGCGCUCUACCGAGCAAAGAGGCAAGGACGCGCACAGCUCCUCUGACGGCGUGAGCCAUGCGCUGAGCAUCUUCCGUCCUCGCUCUCGAACAAACCCGGUCGACCUCUAUAGCAAUAAGGAAAGCCAGCCCCCUCUUCAUAUCAGUGUAAGCCAAGAGGUCUCUGUCGUUCAGGACGACAAGUGUACGCUCCGAGGAGCUCUGUGGAUGUCCACAUAUUGCACGCAGAUUGAUAAGUUAACGCUUCCUCGCACGGAGACGAUGGCGUAG
Peniophora sp. CBMAI 1063 is the source of this 1053-nucleotide messenger RNA. NCBI's taxonomy places the organism in Eukaryota, Fungi, Basidiomycota, Agaricomycetes, Russulales, Peniophoraceae. The record is from the annotation of a GenBank genome assembly.